CGCGAUUGCAGAUCGACGUGCUCAUUCACGUUUGAUCUCUGCUUCCUCUCCUCGCACAAGCGACUGCUCAGAUCAGCCUUUCCAUUGAGCUGGUCGAUCGGCAGCUCCGUCCAUACUCGACGAGAUCAAAAUGCCUUCAUCUUCCUCCGAAGCAUCCACUUCCGCUGAUCCGGACGCCGCUGGAGCAUCCGUGCCUCGAGUGGAGGGCGAGCGAGCAAACAAGAAGGUCCACCUGGUCGUAGCCAUUCAUGGACUUUGGGGAGCUCCAGCAAACUUGAAGUCUCUACUCAAAAUACUCAAAGCACGGCAUGCUGGCGAAUUCUCACCUCGAGAGGCGGACGCUGAAGCCGCCGAUGCCAAAGAGGGCAGCAAAAAGCCGACAUCCGGUCAUCCUUCUCCGGCGCUGUCCAGAUCCGCCUCUGCAACGACCACCUCCACAAAGGCAAGCGAUACGGCAUCGGUCACGAGCGGUAGAAGGUGGUUAGAAGGUGCGAUUGCCGAAUCGCAAGCUCUGGCUCAGCAAGCGGGUGGCCAGAGACCUGCGAUGGUCAUUCUGAACACGGCGACGAGCGAAGGUGCGGGGACAUAUGAUGGAAUCGAUUGGAUUGCAGAACGCGUCAUCAUCGAGAUCAAACGCGAGAUCAAGCGCCUUGAAUCGAUUGGCUCAGAGGUCAGGCUGAUCAGCAUCCUCGGCUACUCUCUCGGCGGCCUCACCGCGCGCUUCGUCGUCGGCCAAUUGGAAGCUUCCGGCUUCUUCACCGGGCCGAAAGCGGUAGAAGCCAUCAACUUUGCCACUUUUGCCACACCGCAUCUUGGCAUUCCUCCUGCUGGAUCAUCCUUUGGCAGGCUGGCCAACUACAUUGGCGGUAGAUUGUUGGGACGUACUGGUCGGCAGUUGUACAAUCUGGAUUCCGGCUGGGAAGAGGACGCAAUCGCGACUCCGCUUGUCAAGCAUUCCAGCAACGCACAAGCAAGAGGGGUGAUUGAAGCGCUCAGCGACCCCAGCAGCGCAUUCAUUCGAGGCUUGCAAAAAUUCCGCAAGAUCGACUUUUACGCAAAUGCUGUCAAUGAUAUGACUGUGCCGAGCCGGUCGGGCUUGAUCGAGCCCUGGGAUGUGCUCGAUGAGUGGAACGGCGAGUGCGAGGUCUCGCUCGAUGCGCAGUACCCGAUCCUCAUCACCGGCGUCAAGCCUCCCGCUGACGGCGAAAGGAAGAGCAGGCCUUGGUCCCUGCGGCUUUUUCCAAAGACGUUUCCAAUCUUCCUGAAUCCGAACAGGUAUCCGAUGCCUCGACCUCUCAACUACGUUAUCUUCAUCUUCCUUCCGGUUCUUUUUCCUACUUUCCUUUGCUUGGUGCUUUUCAGAUUUGCUCGAGAGAGCAGGAGGAGCUCUAAACGAGUCAAGAGGAUGCAGGAGAGGUGGAGGGAGGGCAAAGAACCGGAUGAGGAUCCGCAGAAGAGCUGGGCGGAGUUGUUGUUGAGGAGAAAAGUCAGAGAAGUCGCGGAGGAAAAUGUUGGUGAAGACUCGGCGAAUUCUUCUGCAACGACAAGCACGCAACUCCUCGCACGGGCAAACUCAAAUGGCGCAGUCGAACAACCAACGCAGUUUCGAAGCGAGGCUGCGAAGCGUUACGAGCUCGACGCUCACCCUUCAACGUUCCAGGUGGCUUUACCAGAAGGCAAGCGCAAGUCUCCUGCCCUGUCUGCUGCCCAGCUCAGGAUGUGCAAGACGCUCAACGAUCCCAAAGUGCUUCCCCAUCUGCGUAAACAUCGCAUCUACAUUGAUGGCGUGACAAACACGCAUGCCGUCAUCAUUUGCCGACUUCCUUCCAUCGCUCUGCAUAGACGCGGUCUGCCAACCUUGCAACACUUUGCCGACCACUUCGCGCUGGAGUGAAGGAUCACACAACAGAGCCCUUUUGUCUUUUUCCUGUCCACGCCGCC
Molecule: messenger RNA, 1941 nt
Organism: Ceraceosorus guamensis
Lineage: Eukaryota; Fungi; Basidiomycota; Exobasidiomycetes; Ceraceosorales; Ceraceosoraceae
Product: DUF676-domain-containing protein
Exons: 7
Coding region: 131-1894 (587 amino acids)
Source: RefSeq, a predicted model, not a curated record